This is a messenger RNA of Purpureocillium takamizusanense, 947 nucleotides long. RefSeq lists its product as uncharacterized. Gene Ontology annotation, molecular function: thioredoxin peroxidase activity. Gene Ontology annotation, biological process: hydrogen peroxide catabolic process; cellular response to oxidative stress; cell redox homeostasis. Bases 169 to 723 code for a protein of 184 amino acids. Gene Ontology annotation, cellular component: cytosol; peroxisome; cytoplasm. The record is from RefSeq and is a predicted model, not a curated record. The transcript has 4 exons. NCBI's taxonomy places the organism in Eukaryota, Fungi, Ascomycota, Sordariomycetes, Hypocreales, Ophiocordycipitaceae.
GGCGUGGCGUGGCGAGGCUGGGCGGGGAGCUCAAAGGGCUGGAGCUCCAGUGGCGCCUGCUCGCCCCCUGGCGCAACUGCAUUACUGACGGCCAACGCUCGUCGUCCUCAUUUUCCUCCAGCACAUUUCACUGCUAGCUUGACGACCUCGAGCCUUCGCAUUCACGCAAUGGCCUUCCGCGUGUCACUCAGACGCAUCGCCUCCUCCCGCCCCGCUGCUGCGGCGGCUCGGAACUUCCACGCGACAUCCCGUGCCUGGGUCAAGGUGGGCGACGAGGUGCCCACGGUUGAGCUCCUGGAGAACUCACCCGGCAACAAAGUCAACCUGGCCGACGAGUUCAAGGCGGCCAACGGGUACAUUGUCGGCGUGCCGGGCGCCUUCACGGGGACCUGCUCCAGCAAGCAUGUGCCCUCGUACAUCAACCACCCCAACCUCAAAAAGGCAGGGCAGAUCUUUGUCGUCUCGGUCAACGACCCUUUUGUCAUGAAGGCCUGGAGCGAGCAGCUCGACCCGGCCGGCGAGACUGGCAUCCGCUUCCUCGCUGACCCAGCCGCUGAGCUGGCCAAGGCCCUGGAUGUGGGCUUCGACGGGACCGCCAUCUUUGGUAACGUCCGCAGCCAGCGAUACGCGCUCAAGGUCGAAGACGGCAAGAUUACCGAGACUCACAUCGAGCCCGACGGCACGGGAGCCGAUGUGUCAAUGGCCGAAAAGGUACUGGGCUGAGGCGGCAACGCGAUGCCGAGAACCGCGGAGCGCGUACGCUUGGAGACUACGGGCCCGGAGAAGAAUUCUAUAACGUGCGGAGUAUCAUCCCGAAAACUAAUGUCAGACUCGGGCAUAUAGAUAUACAGUAUAUGUAUAUGUGUCGUUUGACAAGUACGAAACGUAGAAUAAGGUGUGCCGUGUAAAAUAUACUGGUCUGUGACUGGUUCGCCCGAGACCAAGGA